Marchantia polymorpha subsp. ruderalis is the source of this 5603-nucleotide messenger RNA. NCBI's taxonomy places the organism in Eukaryota, Viridiplantae, Streptophyta, Marchantiopsida, Marchantiales, Marchantiaceae. The record is from the annotation of a GenBank genome assembly.
CGAUUUGAUCUGAAUAAAUCUGCCACCGCCGUCGAGCGCUAUGGAGGAGGGUGAGUAAGGGGGCAAGGACUUCAAGAGAUGAACGAAGGGCGGGGAGGACUUUGAUCUGCGACGGGUCAAAGGUCAUGACGGCGCUGAACGGAUGAGGAGGGGCGUUCGCGUCUCGCUUUGGCGGCAGCCGUCUAUUAUUCGCGUCGGCAGAAGAAUAUCGCGACCGAGAUCGCGAAGGGAAUCACGAAUACGUGAUGUGGGGACGAGCGAGAGAGCGGACGGGAGCUUGAUGAUGGCGAAUUGACAGUGGUCAGAGGGGCGGAGCAGGAGCUGUGAAUGUUGGGGGGGCACUGGGUGGGGAAGCGUGCGGUGCCGCUGCAGCAGCUGCAGCUGCUGUUGUUGCUGUUGCUGUGGCUGCUGUGUGGAACCUGCGACUCUGUUUUUCAGACUCGGGGACAGUUGGGAUCUGAGGCUGCGAAGUGGAAGCCCACAGUUGUCGUCGUCGUCGUCGUCGCUGUUAGUGCUGCUGCUGUUGCAGCGAGGAUGAAGAACAUCGAGAGCGGUCCACUGGCGUGGUUGGGUUGGGUUGGGAUGGGAUGGGAGCGAGGUGUUGCAGUGGCAGGGGCAGACAGGGGGCAGCAGAUGAGGCAGCUUUGAGAGCCGAAUGAUAGGAAAGAAUGAAAAUGUGGUGCUGUUGUUGCAGUGGGGGAUGUGAUGUGAGGGAGGUGGGAGCGGAGGGGAGGGGAUUCGAUUCGAUGGAUGGGGAGGGAGUGCAGUGUAGAGCAGCGGUAAGGUAGAGGAGCAGCUGCUGCUGCAGCUACAGGAAGGGGGGCUUUGUUUUAGUUGUGGGAUGGAGGGGCCCAUUGGGCUGCGCGGUGGGAGGAGAGUGAAUUGUUGGAACAGAGGGGAAGGGAAUGGAAUGGAAGACAUGAGAAGUUAGAGUAGUAGAAGUAGUAGUGUGGAGAUUUGUGAGCGAUUUUGCGAACCCAACGAAAGCACGUGGGCCCUCCGGAGCAUCUUCUCGUUGGCAUGGCAACGGUGGUGGUGCUGGUAAUCAAGCAUUCAGGCUCAGCCUGACCCCUCUCCUACAGAAACAGGGAGCGAGCGAGAGAGGGCGAGGCUGUUACUGUCUGUGUCUUUUUCUGCAAAAUAAUCUGUUCGUUUUUCUUGUCUGCCCGCCUCUCCCUUUCGGGAGCACUCCUCGUUGGCUGCGGCGUCCCACCCCUCGCUCCGCCUCUCCUCUCCUGUCUUCUAUUCCUUCCCUCCCUCUCUCUCUCUAGCUUGCUCUUGUGUCAGCAAGUCUACUAGUCUACUCCGACACUGCCUCCCAUCGCUUCAAUUACGAAGGGCGAAGUUGUGGGCUCUUUCUUCUCUUCUCUUCUCUUCUCCCCCACCCUCUCUCUUUCUCUCUCCCUCUCUACCCCUGCGCAGCUUGUCAGUCCAUUCAACAAUCAUCCCCAGGGCACCCUAUCUAAUUUCCAUAGAUCUUGGGGCUUAACAGCUUAUCUGGGUUCGGAAACGUACCAGAUCCACGCGCUGGGUGGCGUUGGGGCUAAGGUGAAAACGAAUUUGUGGGAUCAAGUUCUGCCUCUGUACUUUGACAGGGAGAAUCGAGCAAUUCCACCGAUAAACUGAAACAACCUCUGCAAAAUUAUAACCGGAGGCAGGGGAGGGAGCAAGCCAGGACACAAGCGAGGAGCGAUGGUGGCUGAGAAGCUCACGCUGAGCCUUACUGAUCGUGGACAUCCAAGCAAAAGGUUUUCGCAGCUGGAGGGAGAGGCGGCAACAGCAGCAGCAUCAACAUCGACAUCAACGAGGAGCUCGGAUCUGUGAGGAAAGCUAUGGCAGGGUCAAAACUUCUGGGAGUACUCUGGGUACUGGCCGUCAUCCACGAGGCCAUAGCCCUCUCGGCGCUGUCCACGAACUUCGCGCAAGCACAGCUCGCCCACAAUCCUCCCGCUGCAGCGUUCGUCCAGCGGUCCAACAAGUUCUGGGCGUAUGAUCGCGUGAGCAAAUCCUGGACAGAGACCGAUAUCUCGUGCCUCUUCAAUAAUGGCAGCUGGUGGCAUUCGUGCAGCGGGGGCCGCAAAACCAGAGUCUCAUCCUCGUCUCCGUCCGGGCAGCCUCUGGAAUUCUCGUCGGGCCACUUCGCCAAGGGAGGCACGGGGGCUAGUCCUCAGCACACGAAUUCUGAUGGAGGAUCAUCGGCACAUGAUGGCAAGACGAGCGCCAGCAGCAGCAGCAGCAGCAGUGGUGCGGCGGCAGAAGCCGAAGCGGAAGCGCCGCCGCCAGAGGAAUUGACUUCGCUGAUGAGAAUUUCGAUGGUCAGAUUUUCGGACGUGUCGCUGUGGAUCACGGGGCAGAGCGGGUCUAUCUACGAGAGGUUCUGGAACGGCGUCCAGUGGGUGGUCAUCCCCCACGACUUACCUGCUUUUGCCGGUCGCGCCACCGGAGUCCUCAGCGUGAAUCGCACCAUGGUGGCAAUGUCCGAGUCCGGCAUCCUUUAUCAGCUUCAAAUAGACGGCAAUGGGCAACUGCUGUGGGUGAAUUGUGGUCCAUGGCUGCCAGCGAACAUUCAAGAUUCGGGCGUCAGUUCUAGCAAUGUGAGCUUGACAAAAUCUGGCCUCGUCUCUGCUGAUGAUAGUGCAGUGUAUUUCGCCACAACUGAUGGAUCGCUGACUGAACUCCAAACUCUACAUCCUAUGAAGUGGCUAAACCACCAUCAUCCUCGUGGGGGAGACAUUGCGGCUGUUGCAGAUGCAGGCACUCUUCGAUCGGGAGUCACUUUCACGAUCAGCACAAGCGGAGAUUUGUACGAAUACGAUUAUCGAGCAAGGCCAGCAUGGAAGAAGCACGUGAGAAAGGGAUCUGCAGUGGAGGACUUGACUCUAGCCCCAGCCAGCGGAGUUGCUGUGCAUGGACUUGCAGGGGCUGCUAGUGUCUCCCUCUUCCUUUUGACGAAGGAAAGCUUUCUAGUGGAGCGAAGAUUCCAUUUGAAUAAAUGGAGAUGGAUUCUACAUCCAGUACCAGAUGAGGAUGACCCGCUUAGCCGUUCUCUUGGUCCCCUGCUCCUCGAUGCAGAACAUAAUCCCGGCAGACCAAUGUUCUCCUUAUUCCUCACGUCUGAGAACGGUGUUCUUUGGGAGUACAAAAUUGUCAAAGGCAACGGUCGAACGACAUCGGAGAGCGGCGUGUGGCUGGAUCACGGACAUCCAUUCCAAACUCCCAUUGUGAAAGCGGUACCAGGAGUUUCUUUGAGUCCAGGAAGAAUUUUCUUCUCAUUAAUUGAUGGUAGAGUCGGGGAGCUCCACGUCCCAGGGCUAGGCGGCGGGAAUGUAGGUCCUGUAGUUGGAGGUUCUAGUGGCCCUUCAGUAAGGGACAGAAAGCAGGGUGGUUCAUACACGUGGUCGAUAUUAGAGGCACCAGAAACGGAAGGAGGAAAUGCAGAGUAUUGUACUUCUGUUAGAGGACCGGCAAAUUGUCUCGAGGGAAUCAAAGAUAGUCAGUCUGGAUGGCAACCCCCUGUUUCCAGCACGGAUAUUUCACAACGAAAGAGGUCAGGAAUGAAGGGACGAACAGGACGAAGAGGAGGAGGCGUUUCGGCAACACGAGCAGAAGCCGCUUCUGUUGUCAAGGACAGUAAAUCAUUCGUGGGUUCGUCGUCCCUUCUCAGAGCUGCUCCUUGGAAUGGAUCAGUGAGUAGCCAGUUCAUGCUCCGCACAAUGCAAGCCGAGAAAUCCAUAUUCUUUGUAGGUAGAGAUGGAGCAGCCUUUGAGAGGUUUUUCAGCGGAGAAGCAUGGCUGUGGCUUAAGCACGAGCACUCGCUGUCUCUUUCGGGAAUUGUGGGAAUAUACAGUGGAGGUGUAUUUGUUGUAGAUGCUGAACAUAAUCUCUUUUUGCGCGAGAGAAUCGGUAAUGUUUUGCAUUGGCUCAAUUGCACGGAGAAAGAUGGUAGGAAGGUUGUUUCUGGACCACCUUGGGACCAUGGUUUACUUGGCGAGGCACAUGCUGCCACUGUAGAAGACGCCCUGUUUUUGGUCGAUGAAGCUGGUAACUUGAUGGAAUUUCUUGUGGCAUUGCGCCAGUUUGCAUGGCGUGAUUGCGGGCAUCCACCGAAUACAGAAGUUGCAGCGAUUCUGGAUCAAGAAACUUUGCGCUACAGAGUGGUCUUCGUUGUGGGUGCAGAUGGAAAACUUUAUCACUUCAACCGAGUGACCAGAUUAUGGAUCUCCCACUUUCAACCCAACAACGUUCUGCUUUCACCCAUCACCGGAACUGUGGUCCGACCCAACAUUCAAAGUACGAGAGGAUCGCUCUUUAUGAGAAGUGAAGAUGGUGGACUGGUCGAGUUUCACUGGGACACCUUUGCAGGUUGGAAGUGGACAGAUCAUAGCUUCCCUGAUUAUAAAGUUACACUGUCCACUUCUCCGGGACCAAAUAUCGGCAACAAGAGGUUGUUUGUGGUUGGAUCUGAUGGAAAACUAUACAGCAGGUUCUGGGACGAAACUCGGUGGUCCUGGUGCGACCAUGGUCAUCCCAAACCAGAAACCGUGCUUCAGGCUGAGAGGGAUAUUCGAAGCAUGGUAGAUCCUGACCACAUCGGAAUAGAACGAGUAGCCGAUGAAACCGAACCAAAUCCUGUCUUCAGCAAUCUUAAAUUCGGGGUCAUGGACGUCUAUGUUUCUUUCAACGGUGAAUGCAGCUUAGAGGUGUCCCCAGUACGACCAAUAGCGCUGUCUCAUUCAAUCGUCAUGGUGGUUCUACAAGAUGGACGGGUGGCUAGCUUGAAGUUAGACGACGGGAACUGGAAGUGGGUCUCAGUCCACGACACGCCGACAAGUUCAUGCCAAUCAAGUUACUGGGCUGCAACGAGCCCACAGUCGUAGGGUCAUCUUCUCAUAAACAGGUCUCAAAACUGCAAAGAUGCCAAGUUGCAGCUUUCAGGUGGCAAGUACAUACCUACCGUACAUCAUGUUAAAAAAGCCUUCAGGCAUUACGACUACUUCAAAGGACUACACGACUCACACAGUUCAAGCAGCCAGAAAUGAAAGUGGCCAAGAGGACAGGCUCUCAAAGUCCAGAUUGAUCUGGCCUGGCUUGUACAUUAGUAAAAACCACACCUUGCUGGGGAGCCUCCCCUUUGUACAUUAGCAAAGCAAGCGUCUUCUGUAAAGUCUGUAGAGAAAUUUUUGUCAAAAAUGUCAUCAUAAUCCAAAGCUCAGAGAGGGACUCAGGCUUUGAUAUUGCAAGUCUUAAAAUAUUUUUUUGCAUCUUACCAAGAGACCUACUUGUGCACUGUAGGUGUAAUCGAAGCCAUGGUCUCUCACAGCUGUUAAUUGCUGUAUCUGUUCAUGCCUGGGCAGUAGCAAUUGAAUAGCUUGCUUCAGUUCACAAUCUCGUGGAAGGAGAUUGUGAAAGGAGCAUCUUCCAAUUCACUAGAGACGUUUCAUGUCUUAGACUACAACGCAGCUGAAGAUGCCAUGGUGAAACCGAAUAAUUCUCAUCAGAGUUUGUGGAGAAUAUCCACGUAGACAAAAACUCUUUGACUUGUACAUUGAAGUGACAUUCACUGCAUUGCUUAAAGCUGGUUCUUGAGGUAAAACACCUUUUGG